AUGUCAACACCAUCAUCAUCAGCAGCUGCUGCAGUGGCGAUCCUCCCGGCAAAGACUCCGCUGCCGCUGCUGGACGACGGCCUGACGGUAGUGUCUUUCAACGUGUUGCUCCCGAAUGGCAACGAUGGCUGGUGGAUGUAUAAGAGCUACCAGCCGCAUGUUCCCGAGGAGCACAGGGUGUGGCCUUUCCGGAAGGCGCUCAUGCGGGAGUACCUCCUGAGCAAGGAUGCCGACAUCGUGUGCGUUCAGGAAGCAUCGGCCGAGACCUUCGAGACCGAUUUCGACUUCAUGAAAGACGCCGGAUAUAUGUGAGAUACCAUGUUCACAUGUACUCCAGGUAGUACAAGGCACGAACGGGGCAAUCCGUAUCGAUACAUGGCUGUACAGCAGUAUGAAGCUGCGGAGAUGCUCGGUGCUUGCGUGCGUGUUUAUCUCUGAGUUGUCUGCCAAAAGCGACGAAAAUGGACCCCGACAACCUGUUUCGCCGCUUGCUCACCCCACUUUCAUGGAUGAACUUUUGUACCUCUCUCGACUUAUGCCGCCGUGCCCUCACCUCGUUUGCAUCUCUCCGUUCCUCUCGAACGUUCGUGCACUUUCCUGUUU
Molecule: messenger RNA, 603 nt
Organism: Ectocarpus siliculosus
Lineage: Eukaryota; Phaeophyceae; Ectocarpales; Ectocarpaceae
Source: the annotation of a GenBank genome assembly